This is a messenger RNA of Fusarium pseudograminearum CS3096, 1356 nucleotides long. RefSeq lists its product as uncharacterized. The record is from RefSeq and is a predicted model, not a curated record. NCBI's taxonomy places the organism in Eukaryota, Fungi, Ascomycota, Sordariomycetes, Hypocreales, Nectriaceae. The transcript has a single exon. The coding region runs from base 1 to 1356 and encodes 451 amino acids.
AUGGCUUUCAAGAUAGAGCUCGACACCCUCGGCCAACUACCAGGUCUCCUUUCGAUCUACACCCAAAUCAGUCUCCUCUAUCCCGUCUCCGAUCCCUCUCAAUAUCCCACUAUUGUCAGCACCCUCGAGCAAGGUCUUAAGCGCUUCUCCGAAGCCUUCCCAUUCGUCGCAGGCCAGGUGAAAGCCGAGGGCAUUAGCGAAGGAAACACAGGAACUUCCUUUAUCAUCCCUUUUGAGGACGUUCCUCGUCUUGUAGUGAAAGACCUCCGCGAUGAUCCUUCAGCGCCGACGAUCGAGGGUAUGAGAAAGGCGGGAUACCCUAUGGCGAUGUUUGACGAGAACAUCAUCGCACCAAGGAAGACAUUACCUAUUGGACCUGGUACUGGUCCCAACGACCCAAAGCCUGUAAUUCUAUUGCAGCUCAACUUCAUCGAGGGCGGACUCAUCCUCACUGUCAACGGACAACACGGUGCUAUGGAUAUGGUCGGUCAAGAUGCGAUGAUCCGUCUCCUCUCCAAGGCGUGCCGUAACGACCCAUUCACCGAAGAGGAAAAGACGGCCAUGAACCUCGAUCGCACGACGGUAGUUCCUUUCCUUGAGAACUACAAGAUUGGCCCUGAGGUAGAUCAUCAGAUUGUCAAACCUGAUGUAGCUGGUGGCGACGCUGUUCUCACGCCGGUCAGUGCAAGCUGGGCGUUCUUCACAUUCAGCCCCAAGGCCAUGUCAGAGCUCAAGGAUGCUGCUACCAAGACUCUUGACGCAUCGACAAAGUUCGUGUCGACUGAUGAUGCUCUUUCGGCGUUUAUCUGGAAAUCGGCCUCGCGCGUGCGUCUCGAAAGAAUCGACGGCUCUGCACCUACCGAGUUCUGCCGUGCUGUCGAUGCUCGACCGCCAAUGGGUGUCUCGAACAACUACCCAGGCCUUCUUCAAAACAUGACCUACCACAACUCGACCGUCGGUGAAAUCGCCAACGAGCCACUCGGCGCAACAGCAUCACGCCUUCGUUCAGAACUCGACCCCGCGCGCAUGCGCCAGCGAACACGAGGUCUCGCGACGUACCUGCACAACAACCCCGACAAGUCCAACGUAUCCCUGACGGCUGAUGCGGACCCAUCUACCAGCAUCAUGCUGAGUUCUUGGGCCAAGGUGGGAUGCUGGGAGUACGACUUUGGGUUCGGACUGGGCAAGCCCGAGACUGUGAGACGGCCAAUCUUUGAGCCCGUUGAGAGCUUGAUGUACUUUAUGCCCAAGAAGCCUGAUGGCGAGUUCUGUGCGGCGCUUUCUCUGAGGGAUGAGGAUAUGGAUAGAUUGAAGGCGGAUAAGGAGUGGACCAAGUACGCGCAGUACGUUGGUUAG